CUCCACCGAUUUUCAUUCUAGUCUGAGAUCUCAAGCGAUAAACAUAUUUUGGGAAAAAAAUAAAAAUUUUUGUUUUUUUUUUAAAUCCUACUUCCGUAAACAGGCAAACAAAGAACUCCCAAGAUGUGCAAUCCUUGCUUCCGUUCAAUGCCCGGCACCUGCUGUGGACCUACUGGUGGUCUGGGACCGUGCCUCCUGUGUGGACCCUACAACGGCCAGUGGUUCCGGUCGAUCAAUCACUGCUGCGGCCCGUGCGGACCAUAUGGCUGCUGCUCCUGCUAUGGGCCCUAUGGGGGACACUGUUAGCCUGCUUAGAAGGAAAGUAGGAUCCACCACCGAUGACCAAAAUCAAUCGCGAGACCUUGGAUCAGAAGAAAAUACAUUCUGGACAGAAGUGGAACCAAAUUGGAAUGUGCCCAAAAAAGGGCCGUUCUCUAGCGAACUUCUCUUGAUUAAAAUCUACAAGAAAGAAGACUGAUGUAAAUAAAUUAUUUGAUGCAAUUUUUUUCCUCACA
Molecule: messenger RNA, 515 nt
Organism: Drosophila miranda
Lineage: Eukaryota; Metazoa; Arthropoda; Insecta; Diptera; Drosophilidae
Product: male-specific sperm protein Mst84Da
Exons: 2
Coding region: 124-306 (60 amino acids)
Source: RefSeq, a predicted model, not a curated record